AUGUCGGCUAAAACAUCUACUCAAAUGAGAUGGCAUGCCGAAGGUCGCACUAGAGAUGGGGUAAUGCGACAUCCUGCAGACAGUAUUGCUUGGAGGAAAUUUGAUGAAGCGCAUACAGACUUUGCUCGAGAUCCUCGAAAUGUUAGACUUGGAUUAGCUUCAGAUGGCUUUAGUCCAUUUAAGUCUAUGUCUAUCUCACAUAGCACAUGGCCUGUUAUCUUGAUUCCAUAUAAUUUGCCACCAUGGUUGUGCAUGAAACAACCAUAUAUGAUAUUAUCAACUAUUAUUGAUGGUCCUCGUGCACCAGGUAAUGAUAUUGAUGUCUAUCUACAACCCUUAGUUGAUGAGUUAAAAGAAUUGUGGGUUGGUGUUGCCACUUAUGACGCAUCAAACAAUCACAUGUUUCAAAUGUGUGCAGCAUUGCUUUGGACAAUUAGUGAUUUUCCAACAUUAGGUAACUUAUCAGGAUAUGGUGUGAAAACUAGAUAUGCUUGUCCAUGUUGUCUUACCAAAACUAAAUUUACAAGAUUGAAAAAUGGGCGAAAAUAUUGUUUCAUGUCUCAUAGGCGAUGGUUAUCUCAUGGACACAAGUUUCGAAAAGAUAAAGUUGCAUUAAAUGGCCUUGUGGAGUUAGAUGGAGCACCUAAAUGGUUGACGGGAAUUGAGAUUCUUAAGCAAUUGAAUAAUAUUAAAAAUAAAUUUGGUAAAGAUCUAUUGGCCAAAUCUCGUAAAAGGAAAUGGGAUGAUGUUGAUAAUUUGGUGCAAAAUAUAUGGAACAAAAACAACAUAUUUUUUGAGUUUGAAUAUUGGAAAGACAAUAUGAUUCGUCAUAAUCUUGAUACGAUGCAUAUUGAAAAGAAUGUCUUUGAUAAUAUAUUUUGGACAUUAUUGAAUGUUGAUGGAAAAGGAAAAGAUAAUUUAAAUUCCCGUUUAGAUUUACAAGAGAUGGGGAUCCGAAAAGCUUUGCAUCCUAAGAAAAAGGCUAAUGGAAAAUAUUAUCUUCCUCCUGCAUCUUUCACAUUGAGUAACACACAAAAGGACAUCCUCUUACAAGUGUUAAAAGAUGUGAAAGUGCCAGACGGAUAUGCUUCAAAUAUCUCAAGUUGUGUUGAUCUCAAGCAACGCACAAUGCAUGGGUUGAAGAGUCAUGACUGCCAUAUUUUAAUGCAACAACUCCUUCCUAUUGCCUUGCGGAAUCUCCUGCCAAUGAAUGUACUUAAGCCAUUGAUUGAAUUAAGUAAUUUCUUUAGGGGCAUUUGUUCAAAAGAUCUGAAGAUAGGUGACUUAGAAAAACUCCAAGAUCGAGUUGCAAUAACUCUAUGUCAUCUGGAGAGAAUAUUUCCUCCAUCUUUCUUUGAUAUCAUGGAACAUCUACUUAUCCAUUUAGCUGAAGAAGCAAUGUUGGGAGGACCUUCACAAUAUCGCUCAAUGUGGUUUAUCGAACGUGGUCAUAUAAAAGAAAUCAAGAAGGAAAAUCCUCGUCUAUCAAGACAUAAUGUGGAUCGAAUUCAUAAUGAAAGAUUUCAACUAUGGUUUAGAAAUCAUGUCGAGAAGAUGCAUAUGGCUGGUGAAAAAAUAUCUGAGGAUAUUCAAACUUUAGCUAUUGGCCCAUUAAUACAAGCAAAAAGAAUGACUGGGUAUAUAUGUGAUGGAGUUAGAUACUUAACAGAGUCUCGUGAUGUUAAGAGAAAAACUCAAAAUAGUGGUAUUAUGUUAAAGGCUAUCACUCAAAGUUAUGCAAGCACAAAAGAUAAAAAUCCCAUAUUGGCAGAGUUAUCAGAUGAACCAUUCAUCUUUGCUUCUCAAGCUCAACAAGUGUUUUAUGUCGAUCAUCCUAUGGAAAAGGAGUGGCGAAUUGUUGUUAAACUUAAGCCAAGAGGUUUUUAUGAUUUAGGUGAUGACACACCAACAAUUGAGCAUAAGGAAGGACAUAUGGAGUUGUGGCCUGAACAACAAUUGGAUGACACAACAUUUGAAACUGAAGAAGACAUUGAAUGGGUUAGAGAAGGAGUACCAGGAUUAGAAAUUGACCCAGAAACUUUGGAAAGUAAUGAAGCAUUGAUGCAGAUAUAG
Molecule: messenger RNA, 2073 nt
Organism: Solanum verrucosum
Lineage: Eukaryota; Viridiplantae; Streptophyta; Magnoliopsida; Solanales; Solanaceae
Exons: 4
Coding region: 1-2073 (690 amino acids)
Source: RefSeq, a predicted model, not a curated record